Messenger RNA from Trypanosoma conorhini, 1797 nucleotides. RefSeq lists its product as uncharacterized. NCBI's taxonomy places the organism in Eukaryota, Euglenozoa, Kinetoplastea, Trypanosomatida, Trypanosomatidae. The transcript has a single exon. The coding region runs from base 1 to 1797 and encodes 598 amino acids. The record is from RefSeq and is a predicted model, not a curated record.
AUGUCACUGGCGGCGCCCCACGAAGCCUCAGAAAAGACUUCAGCGGCCGCGCGUGUGAUGCUCGGCGAUGUCACGAACACUGCAGGCGGGAAGUCGGCCGGCGCCGGGCGUAGGCCCCUGUGCGGCGCUCAAUUUAGCGUGCGAAGAGACCUCGUGGCUGCGGCGGCGCCAUUGAUGGCUGCGGCGGAGCAAAGAAAGUUGCAGACCCCGCGAACGAACGAGCCCACGGGGCAGGCCGCGGAGAGCGGCCAAAAAGGCGGCGGCGUGGUGGCGGGGGGCCAAUGCAGCAACGCCAGGCGCAUUGCCCUCUCGGCGGAGAAAGCGGUCUCCCCACAAAAGUGGAUGCAGCGCCCACUGAAGUUCCUUCGGAAGUAUUUCUUUCUGAAGCGCCUCAACGCCCUGCCCUCCACCCCGGAGGAUAAGAAGCGUUCGACGUCGGCCCAGUUCCGCCGUCUGCACGUGUGCGCGUCGAUCAAAGGCGGUGUUGCCUCUGGACGGCCGCCGCCUCCGCCUCCGCCGACUUUGACCGAGGGCGGUGAGGAGCAUGCAGCGCGUCGCUUUGUGCGCUCACGCUGUUUUGCUGCUCCGACGUCGCGCGUCCUUUUUGCGGCAAAAACGUCGCCCACUGGAGAUUCCGGGCGCAGCGAUGGAGGUGGCAGCGGCGUCAGUGCGACUGCCAAGGUGAGUAUCUCCCGCUAUGAUUCCGCGAAUUUGCAAGCGUGUGAAGGAGAGCUGUCAGUUCUCGUGGGCAGGCAACUGGGCGGGAAUGUGGAUCCACCUCCCCUCACGGGCAGGGAGACGGAUGGCGGGAGUGAGGCGGCGGCGGAGGCGCCCCCACCGAAUCCGACCGCGGGUCACCAAAGCCACUCCCAUAGUCGCUCGGCGAUUGGGGAAGCGGCUUCGCAGACGGAUGGUGUUGAUCUCAGCACCAUCUUGCCCAUUGGCGAUGAGGAGGUGCUCGUUCAGUUGGAGGGGCUCACGACUCCUGUGCGGCAGCCCGUGUUGACCUUGGAUGAGGGCAAAGCUGCUCCUACGCCAGAGAAAGGCACGACAGAAAAGAUGUGUGCUGAACUCUGCACGCUUGGAGACGUGGCUAGAGACUUCACGCCACAGCCCUCCAGCCUGCUGGAAAGGGCCGGUAUCCUUACUGCAGGGAAUAUUAACCACGCAAUGAUGUCCUUCGCAGUCUAUCACUGCCGUAACCUGGAUGAGUCGUCUCAUGCCUUUGAAGGGUUUCUUUUAAGACACUUUCUGGAACAGUUCAAAGUGUACGAGACAGCUGUAUUAGAGGCGGCCUUUGUGGCGGGGUAUACCCACAUGGUCGCGGUCCCAAUGAUGAAACUGUUGGAGAUGGGCGAUCGACGCGUUCUGUGCAUGAAAAGAGAUAUUUACAUCAGAGGCCUGAUUGAGCGCUUUGUCUUGGAGCAGCCAGGGACACGUAGAAGCAAACUCCCUGCGUGCCUUCGCCCCGCUGCCCGUCGGCGCGAGAGUCGUCGACGCCGGCCGGCGCGGCAGGGCGAGGCUCCGGCCAUCCGUCAGGCGGGCCGCAGCAAGUCCACUCGUGGCGAGCGGAGACAGCCGGGCAGCGACGGGUACGAGGUACACAUCAUGGGGAAGGGCGCGGGAGCCAGCCGUGGAGCAGCAGCUGCCGCCUCCAAUCUGCUGCCGAAGACGCCGCCAAAGCCCCCUAGACUGCACGUCUUCAGAGCGGUCCAGCCGGUGCAGAGAAAGCGCACACCGAAGCGUUCACCAAGAGAGGAGGAGCUGAUGGACAUCGUGAAACUCGUCUCGUCGUAA